This is a messenger RNA of Nicotiana attenuata, 950 nucleotides long. RefSeq names its product auxin-induced protein 15A-like. The record is from RefSeq and is a predicted model, not a curated record. NCBI's taxonomy places the organism in Eukaryota, Viridiplantae, Streptophyta, Magnoliopsida, Solanales, Solanaceae. Bases 216 to 518 code for a protein of 100 amino acids. The transcript has a single exon. Gene Ontology annotation, biological process: response to auxin.
UUAGGCAAAACCAUGUGAUCUUUUGCCAAUUUCUUCACCUGAUAUGUUUGCCAACUUCACACAUUAAUCUUCUUUAUUACCAAUUUGAGGAUUGAAGUGUCUGUAUAUAUAGUCUAGUUCUCCAUCUUCCAUUUCAAACGCAAGUCAGUUUCAUUUUCAAUACACUUUAAAGCUUCAAUUUAGUUCUAAAUCUUACAAAUUCUUUGUGUUUAAAUAUGGGAAGAGGAUUAGUUGGAAUAGCUAAUGCCAAAGAGAAGCUUAGACGAACAAUUUCACUCAAAAAUGGAAGCAUUUCAACUACUACAAAUGAUGUUCCAAAGGGUCAUUUUGCAGUUUAUGUUGGUGAAACAUAUAGGAGAUUUGUUGUUCCAAUAUCUUACUUAAAUCAUCCUUUAUUUCAAGAUUUGUUACAUUGGGCUGAAGAAGAGUUUGGAUACAAUCAUCCCAUGGGAGGUAUUACUAUUCCAUGCAGUGAAGAUUACUUCAUUAGUCUCAUUUCUUUACUCAAGUCAUCCUAGACUUGAAAGAAUUGUAAUUCAUCUAUGAUUUUCCAUCCCAUAGGUUUAGUGAUUUUUUUUUUUUUUUUUGGGGUAUAAUCGUUCGGUAUCUGGAAUUCACUGGUGUGACUAAUCUGGAUUUGCGCCGCGUAGAACUUAUAAGAAUCCGAGACUAUUGGUUGAGAGAGAUGACUAAGUCAGCCUCACUUCAAUUUUGUAACGUAGACUGCUGUCAAGUUUGUCCCUUGUACAUCUUCCUAAGUGUAAUUUGUACAUGCACUCUUCAAAAUAGAGUUCAAAAUUAUUUUCUUUUUUGUAAUGAAUUAAUUAGGCUUUUUCAUAUGUAAACUUAAUUUUCCUUUUCUUUCUUUUAUACCCUGACUUAUUUUAACUGGACGAUGAUGGGGAAAAAAGAUCACUAGCCAUGUUAGGUGCACUGACAACCAAAAGAAU